AUGUCUUGUCAUUCGUAUUCAGUUACAAGCAACAAUUCUCAUUUGAGAAUUAGAAGAAUAGAAUGUUUGUGUGGACUUGAAUCUCCUUUGUGUACUUCUUGGACGUCUGAAAAUCCAGGUCGAAGGUUUCAUGGUUGUGGAUUUUAUAAGUUACAGGGUACUUCUUGUUUUGCUGCUAUGUUGUUUCAGUUACAGGGUAAAAAAUCUUGCAAUUUUUUUGAUUGGUUUGAUGAGCCAAUGACAGAACGUGCAAAAGAAGUUAUUAUGUCUUUGAUGAAAAGGAUUUAUGAAUUCAAGAAGAAAGACAAUGUGAAAAAAAAAUGUGAUGAUGAAAUGACGUUGAAGUUGAAACGAAUGAAAGGCUUUCUGGCACUUUCAUGGCUUUUGAUUAUUGUUCUUUUGGUUAUUGUAAUGUUGAAGUAA
This is a messenger RNA of Cicer arietinum (chickpea), 423 nucleotides long. Lineage: Eukaryota; Viridiplantae; Streptophyta; Magnoliopsida; Fabales; Fabaceae. The record is from RefSeq and is a predicted model, not a curated record.